Messenger RNA from Stegostoma tigrinum, 2069 nucleotides. Its product is annotated as transmembrane protein 233. Gene Ontology annotation, cellular component: membrane. The record is from RefSeq and is a predicted model, not a curated record. NCBI's taxonomy places the organism in Eukaryota, Metazoa, Chordata, Chondrichthyes, Orectolobiformes, Stegostomatidae. The transcript has 3 exons. The coding region runs from base 120 to 443 and encodes 107 amino acids.
UUGGCUGGAUGCUCCUGUGAUGGUAAAAUUAGGUCUGAGCUGACUAGGGAGCGGUUUGACACCGAGCCCAGUCCUCAGUGAGAGUGAGAGCUCGGGGCUCUGCCGAAGCUGCUGCCCCGAUGUCUCAGCCGGCCAUCAAACCGGACCUCAAAGAAUCUUUAGAAGAAUACCCAGGGGCUGAAACUAACAAUGAAGCCCAGCAGGAGGAGAUGUCCCGGAAAUAUAUCUUCCUCACCAUAUUCUCCUGUUUCUGCCCAUCUUAUCCCAUCAACAUCGUGGCGUUUGUUUUCUCAAUGAUGGCUCUACACAGUUACAAUGAGGGAGAUAUCGAUGGAGCCAAAAAGCUAGCACACUUGGCAACCCUGGUUGCCAUCGCAGCCAUUAUUGUUGGAUUAUUAAUUAUCGCAGUCUCUUGCAUCGUUCACUUCUCCAUGCAUCACUGACUGGAUAAGCAACAAAGAAGAUUAAUUGUUUUGGAAACUCACCAGCAACCAUCUGAGAGAGGAUGAAGUUGCAUGUAAUUAGUGCUGACCAUGUACAGUUUUUAUUGUGGUUAAUGUGAUCCUCUUACUCAGCUACCUACAGUCAGACCUUCGUAUAGUCUUAAAACCAGUUACUGCCUUUCAUGAGGGAAAAGUGAAAUACUUUCACACCUUUGCUCUAAUGGGAAACUCAAGAAAUCUAUUUUCCACUGAAUCUGGCAGCUGGAGAACCACAGAGCUGCAAUAACAGUGAGGGAAGUUUUUAUUUAAAAACAAUGUCAGAUCGGAUUAUGUAUUCAUUGUGCAAGCAUUAAUGUGAGGCAAACAGAUUCCCAUGUGCAGGCGAUCACGUCAUUUCUAAGAUAGUGUAACCCACUCUAUGUGCAUAUUGUAUGGCUGUAUCUCAUCACAGAUGUUGUUAACAAUUUUAUGAGAAGGGUAAUCCCUUAAGAGUCAGCUGUUACAAUAUUAGCACAUAACACGAAACAAAUUUAUACAAAGUUCCUGUCAGCAUUUUAACAAGAGAUAUAAGUCCAUUUUAAUAUAAAUAAUUCAAAUGCCUCAUGAUGUAGCAGAAAGUGAUUUUUGGGCAGAUCUAUAUGCUGACACUGAUUUCAAUUUCAAGAUGUGCAAUUCUAUGAUAGUUGGUCAAAAUUAUUUAGUAAGGUGCUUUAUUUAGUGAUGCCAUUUGCACAUUAGCAUCAACACUCAACAGAAUACACCAUAUCCAACCAACUUACCCCUUGUGAAAUACACAAUUUAUCAGCUCAAAUUGUUCCCAGAGCUUUUUUCUACAGAAAAAAAAACAAAAGAACUGUGGAUGCUGUAAAUCAGGAACAAAAACAAAGUUGGUGGAAAAGCUCAGCGGGUCUGGCAGCAUCUGUGAAGGAAAAAUUAGAGUUAACACUUCGGGUCCGGUGACCCUUCCUCAGAACACUUCUGAGGAAGGCUCACCGGACCCGGAACGUUAACUCUGUUUUCUCCUUCACAGAUGCUGCCAGACCCGCUGAGCUUUUUCACCAACUUUGUUUUUGUUCCUUUUUUUUAAAAAGUUUUUUUGCGGGAUAUGAGAAUUGCCAGUUUAGCUGACAUUUACUGCCUUUUCAGCGGUGCUGUUGAAAAGGCAUUGGUGAACCUUCGGCUAGAAUCACUAUAGUCCAUGUGGUGGACACUCUACCAGCAUUAAUAACAGGUUUCACUUAACAUCACACAUUAUAAGGUACUCCUUAACCCAAUUGCAACCCAACUUCAGUAAGACAGAGUCUGGAAGAGUGUAUAAUUUUAUGGAUGGGUUUAUGGUUCAAAAGGGCAUUAUGCACAAGUUUUACACAAUCACUGUGAUAUUUUAUUGAAAUGUUAAUGACUUGAAACAAAGAAUAGUCCACUGGCAGUUCAGUUCCUGCUGCCUGGAACAUAUCCAUCUACACAGAUAGCUAGUAGUCUUAACUAUUGUAGCAAUUAGAUUUACCAUUGACAUAAUUUUUGAACCUGCUCAUUCUUUCAGACCUGCAGCGAGGGAAAAAGUAGUGAAAAUUUUGAACUUUGAUCUUGUUUAAUGUUUACAAAUUAAAUUCUCUUCCAGCAUCA